Molecule: messenger RNA, 3187 nt
Organism: Diceros bicornis minor
Lineage: Eukaryota; Metazoa; Chordata; Mammalia; Perissodactyla; Rhinocerotidae
Gene: MAT1A
Product: methionine adenosyltransferase 1A
Exons: 9
Coding region: 68-1258 (396 amino acids)
Biological process (GO): S-adenosylmethionine biosynthetic process
Cellular component (GO): cytosol
Molecular function (GO): ATP binding; methionine adenosyltransferase activity
Source: RefSeq, a predicted model, not a curated record
AAAGUCAGGCAAAGUGACAGCAUUAAAAUUGUUACCUUGAAGAAGCAGAGUGGAGAAGUGUGAAAAGAUGAAUGGACCGGUGGAUGGCUUGUGUGACCAUUCUCUAAAUGCAGAAGGAGCCUUCAUGUUCACAUCAGAGUCUGUAGGAGAGGGACACCCAGAUAAGAUCUGUGACCAGAUCAGUGACGCAGUGCUGGAUGCCCACCUCAAGCAGGACCCCAAUGCCAAGGUGGCCUGCGAGACGGUGUGUAAGACGGGCAUGGUGCUACUGUGUGGGGAGAUCAGCUCCGUGGCCAUGGUGGACUACCAGCAGGUGGUGAGGGACACCAUCAAGCACAUUGGCUAUGACGACUCUGCCAAGGGCUUUGACUUCAAGACCUGCAAUGUGCUGGUGGCUUUGGAGCAGCAGUCCCCGGAUAUUGCUCAGUGUGUCCAUCUAGACAGAAAUGAAGAGGACGUUGGUGCUGGAGACCAGGGUUUGAUGUUCGGCUACGCCACCGAUGAGACAGAAGAGUGCAUGCCCCUCACCAUCAUCCUCGCUCACAGACUCAACGCCCGGAUGGCGGAGCUCCGGCGCUCUGGGGUCCUCCCCUGGCUGAGGCCGGACUCUAAGACUCAGGUGACAGUUCAGUACGUACAGGACAACGGCGCCGUCAUCCCUGUGCGUGUCCACACCAUCGUCAUCUCUGUGCAGCAUGACGAGGGCAUCCUGCUGGAGGACAUGCGCAGGGCCCUGAAGGAGCAGGUGAUCAGGGCCGUGGUGCCUGCCAAGUACCUGGAUGAGGACACCGUUUACCACCUGCAGCCCAGCGGGCGGUUUGUCAUCGGAGGUCCCCAGGGGGAUGCUGGCGUCACUGGCCGUAAGAUUAUCGUGGACACCUAUGGCGGCUGGGGAGCGCAUGGUGGUGGGGCCUUCUCCGGGAAGGACUACACCAAGGUGGACCGCUCGGCGGCUUACGCUGCCCGCUGGGUGGCCAAGUCCCUGGUGAAAGCUGGGCUCUGCCGGAGAGUGCUCGUGCAGGUUUCCUAUGCCAUUAGUGUGGCUGAGCCACUGUCUAUUUCCAUCUUCACCUAUGGAACCUCUGAGAAGACAGAGAGGGAGCUGCUGGAUGUGGUGAAUAACAACUUUGACCUUCGGCCUGGUGUCAUUGUCAGGGAGUUGGAUCUGAAGAGGCCCAUCUACCAGAGGACAGCCUGCUACGGCCAUUUCGGAAGGAGCGAGUUCCUGUGGGAAGUUCCCAAGAAGCUUGUGUUUUAGAGCUGGUGGAGCUGGCCCUGGCCUCGCCCCGGAGGCCUCUGGGUGGCCAUCAUUCCUAUUCUCCAGGAUCCCGACUCUCAGAUCUCCCAGACCCUGGGCCCUGACUGCCACCCAGGGAGUGCCUUACCCCCAGGCCCCUCCCCGGCACAGCUAGGCCCCUCGGAUUUAGCUGUAUCCUGUCAUCAUCACGAACGGCAGGAGGCAGGGGUCUUCCUGGUGCUGAGGGUCAGAUCUCCUCGUGACGAUAGUCAUGAUGUUCCCCUGCCUCUCCCUUAGACCAAGGCAAUGUUCAUUUAGUGGAAAAACCACCACUGUCAGGAGUAAAUCCCCUCACUCACCUAUCCCCACAGCCUGGCUCCUGACCAGCUCCUUCCUCCCCUGGCGUGUGCUAGGUUAGUGCAUCUCAGAGACCUCGAGGCUCCGUGUGGGCCUGGGUGUGCCCGGCCUUCCCUUCAGUCUGGCCAGCUCCUGAGCGAGGGCCUCCACACAGGCCCUCCCAGCCUGGGCUUUUGUAGGGAUAAGGAUGGGCUGAUGUCACCUGAGCGUCUACACUGUGCAGGGGCUGAGCUAAUCUGAUCUCAUUUUUUCUUCAGUGCAACACAAUGAGGCAACACCUUGUGUUAUCCCAUUUAUAAAUGGGAAAACCGAGGCACAGAUCAUCUAGGGAACUUUCACAAGGUCCCACGGCCUCGUGUGUCAGAGCCUAGACGUGAGUCCAGGAGCUUUGCCUCGGGAGCCCGUGCACCCCUCCCCAGCCCCAUCUUGUGCCAGAACAGACCCGAGCAAUGAUGAAGCAGAGUGAGGUGAGGCUGUGCCCUCUGUUCUGAAGGCCUGAGGUUGCUCGUGGUGAGUCCUGGGCAGUGAUCUGCAAAGGACUGUUUCUCGUGCCUCUUUUUUCUCAGAAGACACUUCAGGGUGAGCUGGGUAUCCUGGCCCAUGGGACUGGGCUGGAGUUUGGAAUUAAGAAGCAACCAUAUAAUCCCAGCCCCUGACCUCUCAGGGACAUGCAGGGCUUGGAUUUAUAGACCUCUGUGGUCAGUGGUCCAAAUGCAGUCCAGUCCCGUCUGGGCUUCCUGGAGCUGGAGAAGCAGCUUGUUCUAGCACCAGAAGCCAGUCCCUUAAACAAGGGACUGGAGUCUUCAAGUCUUUCUCUCUCUUUGUCCACCUUUGUGCCCCCUGCAGUCUGAGUGCUGUUGGAGUAAGCGAAUGAGCCCUCAGACCCCCCUUCCAGAGGUGCCAGUCCUAGGGCCCAAAUAACUAAGGUUAAAUAGUGACCCAAGUGGCAGGGCUUAACUCCUAGUGGUGGACAAGGUGUCGUGAGGAGAUUUCUGCAUUUGCCAGGUGGCUUCUGGGGGGCAGGUCUGUGUCUGAGGGGCCUGAGUGGCCUCCUUUUCCAUCCAUGGCCCGCACACCUGCCCCAGCUGUCCUCAGCUGGGCCUCUGACAGCCGCAUCUGUCCCCUCUCCCCGGUUCCCUGGACCACAGGCUCGAGUGGGGGCUCCAUGGGCCCCAGGAGAACAGUGGGCACUGGGCUUCUUUCUGGGUACACAGUGCUGGUUCUGGUGGGGACAGGCAGCCCCACCUGGGGAGCAGACAGCCUGUGUCUGGGCUCGAGGCUUUCUCUUUCCAUUAGGGGAAAGGCAGCUCUUCAGGGCAGAGAGAGAAGCCGAGUGACCAUAACUCAGUGCUCAUGGGAAGCUCUGGUCUCUGUGGGGGGCUCCUGGUUACCCAGCAGUCUUAGUUCCUCUCAGGAGAGGGAGGCACAGGUCUGCAGGGGCCUGAGUUCCUCUUACUCAGGCCGUAUUUGAAGUGAAAAUUCAGAAUUUUAUACUUUCCCCACCCCCUAAAUAAACAAGAUGUUUUUUUUGUCAACAUUGUUAAUAUGAAACUAGAGCCUUGAUUUGUUAACAUUUCUGGCUACGACAGUGAA